Messenger RNA from Zonotrichia leucophrys gambelii, 2118 nucleotides. Its product is annotated as basic proline-rich protein-like. The annotation marks the transcript as partial. The record is from RefSeq and is a predicted model, not a curated record. The transcript has 4 exons. Lineage: Eukaryota; Metazoa; Chordata; Aves; Passeriformes; Passerellidae.
AUGGCCCCGCCGGGGUGCUCCCCCGCUGCCCCCCUCGGGGAGCGCCCCGGGGGGGGCCCCCCGCGUCUGCGCCACCAACCGCGGCGUCCUCUGGGGGCCCGGGGUUUCCCUCAUACCCCGCUGCGCCCAGAGGACCCCGCGGCCGAACCGCCCCGCCGCGGGGGGGACGCGCCCCGACCGCCGACGCGCCUCGCCCCCCCGGGCGCGCGCGCCCCGCCGGCCCCGAAGGCCGCGGCCCGGGAACCCCCGGACGCGGCGUGUUUCCCCUCCCUCUGGGGCGCCCAGGGGGGGAACCGCUCGCCCGAAGCGGGAACUCUGCCGGCCCGCAAAGCCCCGCCCCCGGGUGGGGGAAGGGCCGGAGGAGCCGCCUCCCCCGGCCCCAAGGGCGCCCCCCCCGCCCGCCCCCCUCCCAUUUCCACAUGGGCCCCGACGGGGCCACCCCGGAGGGCCGCCGCCGCUCGACGGCGAAGCAGCGAGGGGGGGGAGGGGCGCGCCUCGGGGGGGCCGCCAGCACCCCCCCUUCCCCACCCGGGGGUUUUCCUCGCGCGCAACCGGGGGAGACCCGGGCCUCGGGAAACUGGGGCCGCCCCCCGGGGCGCGGCGCCCCACGCGCCUGCCCGCCGCCCGGGCGUUCGGGGGGCCCCGGGGCGGUGGGCAGAGGCGGGGGGGCCCCCGGCCCCCGCUCCCCCGGGGGGGGAGGGACCCACAGACCGCGAAAGGGGCGGGGGGGGAGGAGGACACGACGACAGGAGGAGGAGAGAAAGCCGCCGCGACGGGGGGGGGACGGCCCCGCGCUUCGACCCGGGCCGCGACGCGGGGUGUGCGCGGGUCAGCCCCCCCGCGCGCAACGGUGACGGGCGCGCGCGACGCGCCCCCGGCCGAGCGGCCCCCUUUGCCCCUCCUUUUCUCUUUUUCGAGCCCCCCCCGUUUUUUUUUCCCACCCCCGGAGGGGCCGCGCCCUCCGUCCCCCUCUCUGGGCUGCGGCGCCGGCCCCAAAGGGAGGGGGUGUGCCCCGGGGCCGGCCGCGGGGCCCCGGGGGCCGGGGCGUGCGAACGGGCGGGCGACGAGCGCGCCGCGCGCCGCGGGCCGCCGACGCCCCAACGCGCAGGGGGCCCCACCCCCCCCGGGAUGAUCCUUCGCAGGUUUACCUUCGAACCUUGUUUACACUUUUACCUCCUCAAAAGCAAGUUCGACCCUUUUCACACUCCCGGGAGGCCUGGCCGACCCCGCCGGGCCCACCCGGGCCUCACUAAACCCUCCAAUCGGGGGUUCAACGGGUUUUCCCGCGGGCCCGCCGGGAGACAUGCAUGGCUAACCUUGAGACAAGCAAUAUGCUACUGGCAGAUCAACCAGGUACCGCCACCCCACGGCGGCGCCGCGCACGGCGGCGCGCAGAGCGCCCGGACCCGGCCCGACCGCCCGGGCCCCACCGGCGCGCGCCCCGCCCAAACCCCGACCGCCCCGCUCUUUUGCCGCUCCGACCCGGGGAGCGGCAUCGCGGACGCGACGUGGCGGCAUGGCGGCGACGGGGCCCGGCGGCGCCGGGCGGCCGGCCGGCCGAGCCUCCCCGGCCCGGCGGCGCCUGGGGCGGAACCCGGCGCCACCGCGGAGGACGCCCCUCGCGGGCCCGGCCCACCCCGGCGGCCGGGCCCCUUCCCCCCCCCGCGGCAAAGGAGGGCCGACCGCUGCGCGCUUUUUUUCUUUCGCCACUCGCGGGCGAGUAGAAGCCCCGGAAGGAGAGCCGGCCGGCCGGGGCCCUCUCCGACGCCACCCCGAAAAGCCUCAUCGAUCGAGUGCGGCCGAGGAAGGAGCCGCGCCGCCGACGGCGACGACGACGCCCCCCCACGGCCACGGUCCUGGGACAACGGGGCGACGGCCGCCCAGCCCCGCCUGCGGAGCGCCCGCGGCAGAGGGGGAGCGCGGGGGGUGCCGCCACCCGCCCGCCCGCCCGCGUGCGCCAACGGAUUCCCUUCUCGGCUAGGCAACGGCAGGACUGGGACUGGGCUGGCCCCAGGCCGGGGGGACUCGGCUUCCCCUUCCGGCCCGGGGAACCCGGCCGAGCGUGCGAGAAAUACGUGCCACCGGGACCGCGCCGCCGCGGCCGGCUUUCCCUUUCCG